AGCGUUAAAUGUCUCAUCCAUAUAACUUGAUGCUCACAUUGUUUUCAAACACGCUGUUGAAAACCCUCAAUAUUCCAGUUAUCACCUCACUUCCUGUAUAGAGUUUAGUAAUACUGACUUUCGGAUCUUUUCGGGCGACGGGACCUGGUGCUGCUCAGAAACCCGUAUCUUCGGACCGCAGGCCCUGAUCUAGUCGAGGCCAUGGCAGACUUUUCGCUUGCUGACGCAAUCCCAGAUAAUGUUUCUGGUGAAGCAUCAAAAACUAGGCACACCAAUCCAUCAGCUCCUGGAAAUGGUGCUCCGCCCCCCACUAAUCCUGGAUGGCCUGGUGCGGCCCCUGGUGGCCCUAAUUUCCCAUCCUCAGGAGGCCCUGGCCAACCAACAGCCCCUUCUGGCUUUCCACAGAGCGGGCCUUCUGCCCCUGGUUCCUUUCCACCCGGCCCAGGAGCCCCGGGCCAGUUUCCUGGAGCCCCAGCUGCCCCGGGUGGAUACCCUCCAGGUCCGGGCGGAUAUCCUCCAGGUCCGGGCGUACCUGGACAGUUCCCCUCCAACCCUGGAGCUCCAGGACAGUUUCCCUCGAUGCCAGGUCAGUUCCCACCAGGUGGGGCACCCAUGCCAUACCCUGUUCCUGGACAGUUCCCUUCCCCACCUGGGGCUCCACAGGGCCCAUAUCCAAAUGUGCCUUACCCACCAGGUCCAUCUGGGCCUGGCAUGUACGGCCCAGGAGGCCCUGGUGCCUUUCCACCAGAUGGAGGCCCAGGAUAUGCAGGAGGAAUGUUUCCCCCAAUACCACCAGGGUCCUGGGGUACACAUGGAGGGGGCUUCCCUCCUCAACCUGGCCCACCAGGAGGCUAUGGUCCAGGGCCCAUGGGACCAUACGGAGGGCCUGCAGCUCCAGGUGGAAUGCUGCCAUUGCCGUACGAUCUACCGCUGCAUGCAGGGAUAAUGCCCGGGCUCCUGAUCACUAUCGUGGGUGAGCCAGUACCAGGAGGAAACAGGUUCCAUGUAGAUUUUGUGAGGGGUCAUGAUGUGGUCUUCCAUUUCAAUCCACGUUUCCAUGAGAACAACAUCGUACGGAAUACAGAAUUUGGAGGCUGCUGGGGUCCCGAGGAGAGAGAUGGAGGCUUUCCCUUUGUGCAGGGCAGACAAUUUGAGCUGAAGAUCCUGGUGGAGACAGACGGGUUUAAGGUGGCUGUGGACGGGGUUCAUCUGCUGGAGUUUGAGCACAGAACAGGCGGGAUGGAGGAUGUCACUCGUCUGCACAUAGAGGGAGACCUUACUCUGUUCAGUGCAGCCCCCAGCAUGAUCUGAAACACAGGGAGCCAUUUGACAAUGUUGAGGUGACACAUUAAGUCAUUGGUCUUUAAAAAGUACUUUAUCUCCAAAAAAGUGGGACGAACAGAAAUGAAUAAAAGUUAUAAUGAUA
Rhinichthys klamathensis goyatoka is the source of this 1426-nucleotide messenger RNA. It is a transcript of the gene lgals3a, whose product is annotated as lectin, galactoside binding soluble 3a. Gene Ontology annotation, cellular component: immunological synapse; nucleus. Lineage: Eukaryota; Metazoa; Chordata; Actinopteri; Cypriniformes; Leuciscidae. Gene Ontology annotation, molecular function: carbohydrate binding; laminin binding; IgE binding. The record is from RefSeq and is a predicted model, not a curated record. The transcript is spliced from 6 exons. Gene Ontology annotation, biological process: negative regulation of endocytosis; monocyte chemotaxis; positive chemotaxis. The coding region runs from base 202 to 1311 and encodes 369 amino acids.